Messenger RNA from Brugia malayi, 1218 nucleotides. RefSeq lists its product as uncharacterized. Gene Ontology annotation, molecular function: oxidoreductase activity, acting on the CH-OH group of donors, NAD or NADP as acceptor. The record is from RefSeq and is a predicted model, not a curated record. NCBI's taxonomy places the organism in Eukaryota, Metazoa, Nematoda, Chromadorea, Rhabditida, Onchocercidae. Gene Ontology annotation, cellular component: lipid droplet. The transcript has 8 exons. The coding region runs from base 1 to 1218 and encodes 405 amino acids.
AUGUUCCUGCAUGUACUCUUUGUGGCUGGUCCUUUGGACUUUUGGUACUGGAUCAGAUCCAGUUUGAAGUCUGUAAAUGGACGCACCGUUGUUAUCACAGGCGGUGCAUCCGGCAUUGGUAAACGUUUAGCUGAAUUAUUAGCCAUCCGUUUCGGUGCCAAAGUUGCUAUUUUGGAUAUAAACGAACAUGGUGCGCAAGAGACAGUGGACAACAUUGUUAGAGGUGGCGGUAUUGCGCAUUGCUGGAGAUGUGACAUAAGCCAGGUGGAGGAAGUGAACGAAUGCGCCCGACAAAUUGACCUCACAUUUGGAAAUGUCGAUAUCGUAGUCUGCAAUGCGGCCAUUUUGUACAUUGGAGGAAUGCUGGAUUUGACGACAGCUCAACUGCAGAACUCGCUCGAUGUCAACGUGAUGGGCACCAUCAAUACAAUUCGAGCAUUUCUUCGUUCGAUGGAACAACGAAAUGAGGGACAAAUAGUUGCAAUUUCGUCAAUUGCUGGUUUCUGCGGUGAAACGAACGGUAUUGCAUAUUGCAGUACGAAAUUUGCCAUUAGAGGUGUAAUGCAAUGUCUGCAAAUGGAAAUGAAAGACAAAGGUCUGAAUGGUAUACGAUGCACGACAGUAUGUCCGUACUUUACACGAACACCGAUGAUUCUGAAUUUAGGAAUGAGACCCACAUCCAUAUGGUUGCCAUUCAUGUCAGUUGAUCGCUGUGCAUGCCAAAUUGUAGAUGCUAUUCUGAGGGAGAAAAGUAUCGCAUUCGUGCCACAUUAUAUUAGUAUCAUCGCACAAUUGAAAGGGUUGUUAUCGGAACGUGUGGAAAAUGCCUGUCGAGAAUAUCUGAACUGUCGAUAUGAACCACUAAAACAUGAAGAAGUGGAAAUGAAAGAGAUAACGAUUGCCAAGAAAACGGAUUACUUUAAAAAAAUGGACGCUGGCAAGAAAUAUGUAUUUUUUGUCGCUUAUCUCAUAUUAGUGACCGGUUAUUUGAUAAUGCAAGGUGAUGUGCAAAGCAUGCUGCAAACACUGGUAAUGUUAAUCAUUUCAUCGAAUCUCGUGCUAGCAAUUUGGGCACUGCAUGUUUGUGAUCAAUUGCAAUUCUCGUUUCCUUGUAAAUUUCGGUGGUUCAUGCAAAUUUUCUGUUUUGGUUUCAUUUCUUUUCUUCAACUUUAUCGUUUUCGAUACUCUUCCAGUAAUAAAAAAGAUUGCAUUACAUGA